This is a messenger RNA of Sphaerodactylus townsendi, 1210 nucleotides long. RefSeq names its product GINS complex subunit 1 (gene GINS1). The transcript has 7 exons. The record is from RefSeq and is a predicted model, not a curated record. Gene Ontology annotation, cellular component: GINS complex. Lineage: Eukaryota; Metazoa; Chordata; Lepidosauria; Squamata; Sphaerodactylidae. Gene Ontology annotation, biological process: DNA replication; DNA strand elongation involved in mitotic DNA replication. The coding region runs from base 216 to 788 and encodes 190 amino acids.
UCUACAGCUGUGAGAAAUGGCCAGUUUUGUUUGACCAUGACAAAGAUGGCCACCGCGCUGCAGACUCUCAUCUCGCGUCUAUGAAGGAAGCGAAUGUUUUGCUCCGCCCAAGUCUUUUCGGCACAAAUAACCAAUUUUCCUCUCUUAAAAAACAAACAAACUUCAGCAAACAGCCAUCGAAGCUUCGGGCGCUGAAGCACAUGUCGCCAUCUUGAAUGUGGGUUAGCGGAUUCAAGCGUUUGCCGACCUUACCUGCAUUCCUUGGUAGUUUACAAGAAGAUGGGAUCAGACAAGUACUUGAGGAGAUGAAAGCUUUAUAUGAACAGAACCAGGCUGAUGUAAAUGAAGCUAAGUCAGGACACAGUGAGUUGAUUCCAACAAUCAAAUUCCGUCAUUGUUCUCUGCUCAGAAAUCGACGAUGUAUAGUUGCCUACUUGUAUGACCGCUUACUUCGCAUCCGAGCGCUGAGGUGGGAAUAUGGGAGCAUCUUACCAAAUGCUGUCCGAUUUCAUAUGUCAGCUGAAGAAAUGGAAUGGUUCAACCAAUAUAAGAAGUCUUUGGCUACCUAUAUGAGAUCAUUAGGAGGAGGAGAAGGGCUGGACCUUACACAGGAUAUUAAACCCCCCAAAAGCUUGUAUAUUGAAGUUCGAUGUUUAAAAGACUAUGGAGAAUUUGAGAUUGAUGAUGGCACGACAAUUCUAUUGAAGAAGAAUAGCCAGCAUUUUUUACCCCGGUGGAAAUGUGAGCAAUUGAUCAGGCAAGGAAUUUUGGAGCAUGUCCUGUCUUAAUUUAAUGCUCAGUAACAGUCUGCAGGAGGACUUUUUGGAGAGGUAGCCAAACACUUAACAAGUUUUAGAUGGGUGCAAGCAAGAUUGGUGCCAAGGAGUUCAAGCUACAGUUGUGAAAAUGGCACAUCUAAUACUUUGUGAAGAGAAAAAUGAGAGAACAUGGCUAAUCUAAUAGCACUUUCCUGAAACAAGUGGAUUUCUUUUUGUAACUUUACAUAGUUCCUUCUGGGUAUAUUUUAUAUACUUCUGUACAAAAAAGAAGCAGAGAAAUAUUAUGAACAAAUGCAAAUCAUGAUCUUUUGCUAGUGUGAAAUUACAGUGUUGUAUUGGUAAUCCAACUUUAUGUGUGAUAUUAUGCAGAUGACAUUUGUUAUCCUUAGAAUAACUGUUGUAAUGCUUAAAUAAACAGGAGUCUUCUGGCA